Pseudomassariella vexata is the source of this 879-nucleotide messenger RNA. Its product is annotated as glycosyl hydrolase family 3 N terminal domain-containing protein. Lineage: Eukaryota; Fungi; Ascomycota; Sordariomycetes; Amphisphaeriales; Pseudomassariaceae. Gene Ontology annotation, biological process: glucan catabolic process. Gene Ontology annotation, molecular function: beta-glucosidase activity. The record is from RefSeq and is a predicted model, not a curated record. Bases 1 to 879 code for a protein of 292 amino acids. The transcript is spliced from 7 exons.
AUGUUGGGCAACAUUCUUCGCACUUUGGCAUUCUCGGCCUUCGUCAGGCACGAAACAAAUAAUGUCUUAGCCGACAACAUCAUCACAUCAGACGAAGCCUUCUUCGGCCUAUCGCCUCCCAUUUAUCCAGCUUCCGUUGAACCUGGAUCUAGCGGCUGGGAAGAUGCAUUUUCCAAGGCGCGAGCUCUCGUGGGCCAGAUGACUCUGGACGAAAAGGUCGUGUCCUCUGUGUUAAAGCGAUGUGGUACAAAUUCAUUGACUCGGUUUGGUCAGGUGAAUAUUACCGGAGGUAUCUCGAUGAGCAACCUGUGCUCUGGCCACAUUCCUCAGAUCCCGCGACUCAACUUCUCCGACCUCUGCCUCAAUGACAGGCCAAGUGGGCUUCGCUCUACGAAUAUCUUGUCGAGCUGGUCCACUGCGAUUUCCGUUGGCGCCACCGCAUACAAACAACUGGACUCACAAUGUUCACUGGGCAUGGCUAGCGAAUUCAAAACUAAAGGAGUAAAUGUGGCUCUGGGUAAAGUUAUCGGUCCACUGGGACGCAUUGCCUCUUGGGGAGGGGGAUUCUCCAAUGACCCCUAUCUUGCUGGCGUAUUGGUAAAUGAAAAUGUCAACGGCAUGCAGUCAGCUGCCGCCAUCACCAGCACCAAGGUAAGCGAUGGUCGUUCAGAAUAUUCGGCAACAGCUGUGUCUUCAAAUGUAGACGACAAUAUGAUGCACGAACUUUAUCUCUGGCCUUUUCAAGAUGCCGUGAGGGCCGGAACUGGCUCUAUCAUGUGUUCGUAUCAACGUAUCAACAAUUCUUACGGCCGUGCAAAUAGCAAAAAUCCAAACGGGCUUCUCAAGACUGAAUUGGGCUUUCAAGUACACAAUCCUUAG